Aspergillus alliaceus is the source of this 1164-nucleotide messenger RNA. Its product is annotated as Ras family protein. Gene Ontology annotation, molecular function: GTPase activity; GTP binding; GDP binding. The transcript is spliced from 4 exons. NCBI's taxonomy places the organism in Eukaryota, Fungi, Ascomycota, Eurotiomycetes, Eurotiales, Aspergillaceae. Gene Ontology annotation, biological process: signal transduction. Gene Ontology annotation, cellular component: plasma membrane. The record is from RefSeq and is a predicted model, not a curated record. Bases 336 to 977 code for a protein of 213 amino acids.
ACAAAAAGAAGCGGCCUACCGCCUCGCAUUCAGUUCCCGCGGAUUACCAGAAGUUCCACGAACGCUCCCCCCCUGAUCAUCUCACCCCAUCCGCCUUUAAGCUUGGCCUAGUCACCUCACUAGACCCGCCGUUGCUGUGGACUUGUCCUUUAGGCGCCUCUGUUCUGCGCGAAACUCCCGACAAGCUGGGCCCCGACUCUUGACCCUGCUGCAAAAAAGAAAAUUGUGCUACUGCUCUCUCGACCCGCUGUCACUCCUCCCGUCGGGAUAGCUUCGAUCAUCCUCCUGCCCUCUAUCCUUCCUACCAGACACACCUCCCGGCAGAAUACUCUAGAAUGGCGUCAAAGUUUCUACGAGAAUAUAAAUUGGUUGUCGUCGGUGGUGGUGGCGUCGGAAAGUCAUGUCUGACAAUUCAAUUGAUCCAGAGUCACUUCGUGGACGAAUAUGACCCGACAAUCGAAGAUUCGUACCGCAAGCAGUGUGUUAUCGACGAUGAAGUCGCUUUGUUGGAUGUCCUAGAUACAGCCGGACAGGAAGAGUACUCGGCAAUGCGUGAACAGUACAUGCGAACCGGCGAAGGCUUCCUUCUUGUUUACUCUAUAACGUCGCGCCAGUCGUUUGAAGAAAUUAUGACGUUCCAGCAACAAAUUCUACGAGUAAAGGACAAGGACUAUUUCCCUAUCAUCGUGGUUGGUAAUAAAUGCGAUUUAGAAAAGGAGCGAGCCGUCACAGUAGAAGAGGGUGAAGCUUUAGCAAGGCAGUUCGGCUGCAAAUUCAUCGAAACAUCCGCCAAGUCUCGCAUUAACGUCGAAAAUGCAUUCUACGACCUUGUCCGUGAGAUUCGUCGGUACAACAAGGAAAUGUCGUCGUAUCCGUCAGGCUCGGGAGCCUUCGGCAAUCGCGCCCCGGAGGGCAAAAUGGACGUGAGCGAACCGGGCGACGGCGCUGGUUGCUGCGGAAAGUGUAUUAUAAUGUAAUUGGGCAGGCGUUGGACUUGGAAAAAGGAUACAAUCACACGAGUCGAGAUACGGAAGGGAGCAAACUACAUAAUAAAAAUUCGACUGGAAAAAGAGAUAUGGGCGACAGGAAGAGCGCCACGGCCUCGGAGCUAAUUGCGGCUUGUUGACGCUUUUUGGUUUGUGCAAUUAUACCAUACGACUCGCU